AAAAAAAAUUUGGAGUCCCAAUCUAAAACAACGUCGUUCUCUUAAUCCCAGCCCUUCCCCUUUGCCUUUGCCUCUUCUGCAAUCAUCUCCAUCUUUAUCUCUGAUUCCUUCUCCAUCGCCUCUCAUCUCCAUCGACUCCUCCAAAUCCUCUGAUUCCACUACAAUUCAUCUUCUCCGUCGACGGUGACCCCUGCUUUUUUUCACUUCUUCUGCAAUCAUCUCCAUCUCCAUCUCCAUCUCCAUUGAUUCCUCCAAUUCCUCCAAUUUUUCAAAUGCAAUCCCACGCCAACUGUGACUGCCACCACCAUCACCACCGCUCAAAGACCUCUGCAAAGCCCAGGAUUGAAGCAGCCACUAAAGCCGCUUCUGUAUCUCCAACAACAACUGCCGCAGGCAAAAAGCAUAAGGGGAGUGUCUUCUCUUGCAUAUGUUUCCCCGAGGAAGAGGCCAAUAAGAGACGCAAGCUGUCCUCUGAACCUGCAUCUUCUUCUGCUCAUGACAAGGCAGCUUCCAAUGGUUACUACGAUGAACAUAAGUCAUCAUCCUCUGCUGCUGCUGCCAAGGCUGUUUCCACCGGUGUAAAGAAGAGUAGUAGCAGUGCGAUAGAUUAUGAGUCUAGCGACGAUGAGCGGCAUUUCAAGAGGAAGCCUUCAAGGUAUGAAUCAUCGCUUUCACCAAUGGCUGAGAGGGAAGAUGAGCCACGGCACUCAAAGGGGUCUAGAGAACGAGAAUGGAGCGGCUAUAGUAAACACAGAUAGAAUGGAGCGGCUAUAGUAAACACAGAUAGAAUGCAAAAUGCUGGCUCUGGUAGUGUAGCUGCACUGCUUGCUUCUGCUUUUUCCUUUUCAUUUUUU
Rubroshorea leprosula is the source of this 854-nucleotide messenger RNA. The record is from the annotation of a GenBank genome assembly. Lineage: Eukaryota; Viridiplantae; Streptophyta; Magnoliopsida; Malvales; Dipterocarpaceae.